ACUCUGUGUGCCCUCCGCGGACCGGGCGACCCAGUGCACAGCGGCAGUGUCACUCUCCGUCCCGCUGACCCCGCGCCGAGCCCGGGCGGCUCGGGCCGCCGCUUCACGUAGCGCCAGGCAUCAAAAGCACAGUCUGGAAGACCCGACGCAUUGACAGCAUGAACCGCACCGCCUACACUGUGGGAGCCCUGCUUCUCCUCCUGGGGACCCUGCUGCCGGCCGCCGAAGGGAAAAAGAAAGGGUCCCAAGGCGCCAUCCCCCCACCCCACAAGGCCCAGCACAACGAUUCGGAGCAGACUCAGUCUCCCCAGCAGCCCGGCUCCAGGAACCGGGGACGUGGCCAAGGGCGGGGCGCCGCCAUGCCGGGGGAGGAGGUGCUGGAGUCCAGCCAGGAGGCCCUGCACGUGACGGAGCGCAAGUACCUGAAGCGAGACUGGUGUAAAACCCAGCCGCUCAAGCAGACCAUCCACGAGGAGGGCUGCAACAGCCGCACCAUCAUCAACCGCUUCUGCUAUGGCCAGUGCAACUCCUUCUACAUCCCCAGGCACAUCCGGAAGGAGGAAGGCUCCUUCCAAUCCUGCUCCUUCUGCAAGCCCAAGAAAUUCACCACCAUGAUGGUCACGCUCAACUGCCCCGAACUGCAGCCGCCCACCAAGAAGAAGAGGGUCACUCGCGUGAAGCAGUGUCGUUGCAUAUCCAUUGAUCUGGAUUAAACUAAAUUUGGAUGCACCCAGCCUGGCCCAGGCGGGCCCAGAGCCAGAUCUGAAACAACCCGAUUCUUAACUUGGCUUAAACUAGAGGCCAGAAGAACCAC
Otolemur garnettii (small-eared galago) is the source of this 814-nucleotide messenger RNA. RefSeq names its product gremlin 1, DAN family BMP antagonist (gene GREM1). Lineage: Eukaryota; Metazoa; Chordata; Mammalia; Primates; Galagidae. Bases 159 to 713 code for a protein of 184 amino acids. Gene Ontology annotation, molecular function: receptor ligand activity; BMP binding. The record is from RefSeq and is a predicted model, not a curated record. Gene Ontology annotation, biological process: animal organ morphogenesis. The transcript has 2 exons.